UGUCCAUCUUUGCCGCGUUUUAUCGUUCAACAUGUCGUCUUUUUGGAGGAAUUUAACAUCGUUACGACCAGCUUGGAGGGAAUUGGCGUCGAAUCAUUGGAGAUUUCUGCUGAGAAAGGUGGCCCCAACGAGGGCAGAGCAGCUUGAUCAAAGUAAACAAAUAGACUGUAUCCGUUUCUUUUUCUUGAUAUUUUGAUAAUUAUAAGUUUUUUUUUUUGUGUCGACUUCUUUCUAUGAUUAUUCUUACCGGUCUGCAACAUAGUACUAAUGUUCUACCUCCCGGUCCCGCCUUUAUCUUGAUACAAGUAAAAUACAAGUCGGCUCACGCAGCAUGGUAUCAAGAAGCCGUGCUAAGACCUCUGGUGCAUCCACUCGAAGGACGACGUAUCCACAUGGUGGGUGUGCAUCAUAUUUCAAAGGCGUCGGAUGUACUCCUUGAAAAGGUGGUGCGGGUAAAGUCGUCAUCCCUAACAGCUAUCCUCAUUGAAAUGGAUCAGAAGCGAACAGCGAAUCAGAUAUGGUACCAGUUCAAAAUGCAGGCACGACCCGGAUCCGAGCGACUACGGGGAAACGAAAUGGCGGUGGCGAGAGCGUUGGCGGAAAGAUAUAAACUUCUUUGCGUGGAUGUAGACAUUUAUGUUGAAAAUAUCAAAGAGAAUUGGGAAAAAGUGGAUUGGAACAAGGUGGAGAAGGUUUAUGGUCUUCAGGUUUUGUCAUGGAUGAAAGAUAUUCAAUUUGAAGGCAACAAUCCCAAACUCCGAAAACCUACGGCCAUUUCCGUGAAGCCCCUCCUCAAAGCACUCGUACUAAAUAAAUUACGGAACCCCAUUUCAAGGAAGUUGAUGGGCCCAGAGUUUGCUAAAGAUCUUGCCAACGAUCGAGUUUCACCUAUCGACAUUGAUAAAUUCAACGAGUGGCAGAGAAUGUUUACUCCACUUGACCAUUUGUCGACAAUAGUGUUGCGAGACAUUUACAUGGCUGAGAAUGUUCACAAGUUGUGCUUGGAUCUCCACGAAGCAAAGAUACCUGGCGAUAUUGUCCUUGUUAUUGGGAAAUCACAUGUCUCGGGCAUUAGGGCAAUCUGGGAUAAGGUCUGUCAAAUGCAGAUUGAACGGCCAGGGUUCCCGGAUUACGAUAAUACAUCCAAGAAAUGGUUGAGAGGUAAAAGUUCCGUUACGGCAGAUAAAAGUUCUGUUACGGGAGAUACUCGAAAGGUGGUUGGGCAGAAGAAGAAAAAGAAGCGAUGAGCUGAAUUGGUGUACGUUUAGUUGGGCAUUUAUCUAGUGUUUACAGAAUUUAUGGAUAGGCAUAAUUCAAAUAUUGAUACUCGCGUUAGUCCGC
Molecule: messenger RNA, 1341 nt
Organism: Spizellomyces punctatus DAOM BR117
Lineage: Eukaryota; Fungi; Chytridiomycota; Chytridiomycetes; Spizellomycetales; Spizellomycetaceae
Exons: 4
Coding region: 234-1247 (337 amino acids)
Source: RefSeq, a predicted model, not a curated record